Sphenostylis stenocarpa is the source of this 1008-nucleotide messenger RNA. NCBI's taxonomy places the organism in Eukaryota, Viridiplantae, Streptophyta, Magnoliopsida, Fabales, Fabaceae. The record is from the annotation of a GenBank genome assembly.
AUGGAGAUGGAGAUGGAGAUUGAAGGUGAGAAACAGCACAAGUUCGAUGUAGACCUGGGCAACCUCAUGGCUUUCGACUCCAAUCACACCUUCCCCUCUCAACCACCUCUUUCCAGAGAGGACCUCGUCAAGCAGUGUUUACUCAAAGGCACUCACUUGGUUCAAGCUAUCGCAGAUGCCCUCUUCACCUCACCAUCAACCGAAGACGUAGAUGGUCCCCUUGUUAACUUGCCUCCGCCACUAACUAAAUUGCCUAGAGAAAAACAUCUGCCGAAACCUAAGCCUCCUACUAAAUGGGAAGUUUUUGCCAAAAAGAAAGGCAUAAAAAAUCGGAAGAAGGACAAGAUUGUGUAUGAUGAACAAUCUGGAACCUGGAAACGCAGAUAUGGGUAUGAUCGUGCAAAUGAUGAAGAUGCUGUACCUAUCAUUGAGGCAAAAGAAACUGACGAUCCAGAAGAGGAUCCUUUUGCCAAAAGAAAAGAAAAUAAGAAGAAAAGAGUAGAAAAGCAGGAGAAAAAUCGAUUACAGAACUUGAAAGAAGCAGCUAAAUUUGGUGCUUUACCAAGCCAUGUUCAGUUGGCAGCUACAGCUUUGCCUAUAACAGGAACUCAGGCAGCACCCAAAAAAGUUACAAAAGAUGAACUCGGUAAUGUAGCAGGAAUUGCUGCAGCUGCAACGGCCAGUGGUGGGAAAUUUGAUAAGAAAUUGCUGGGUGAAAAGCCUGCAAAACAUGCAGGAAAAUAUCGGAAGUUCCUGCCAGUGGUGGAAGGAACCGGGAUAGGAUCACAAGAGAGGGAGCAAACAGAAAAAAUAUUGAACAAGAUCAUCUCCAAGAAUUCUCAUAACAUACUAAACGUUGAAAAGGCCGUCACAAUGCACAAUGUGAAGAAAGAGAAGAAGCGAAGAAGCGAAAAAGGGAAGGUUUCACCAACUGACAACAAAUUGAAAACUGGGAAAAAGUCUUUUAAAAAGGGAAAUUUCAAGAAAGGCAAGGCGAAAGGGAAAUAG